Molecule: messenger RNA, 2257 nt
Organism: Colletes gigas
Lineage: Eukaryota; Metazoa; Arthropoda; Insecta; Hymenoptera; Colletidae
Product: zinc finger protein 678-like
Exons: 6
Coding region: 89-2257 (722 amino acids)
Biological process (GO): regulation of transcription by RNA polymerase II
Cellular component (GO): nucleus
Molecular function (GO): RNA polymerase II cis-regulatory region sequence-specific DNA binding; zinc ion binding; DNA-binding transcription factor activity
Source: RefSeq, a predicted model, not a curated record
CACUGAGAUUAAAUAAAAGUUUCGUCACAUAGAGAUUAAAUCGAAGCUUUAUGACGUAGAGUUUAAGAUUGAAUACAAUGAUCGUAGAAUGAAUAUCGUGCAGGCAGAGUCAAUCAGCACUUUGAGUGAGCUAGAUGACUUUGAAGGAUCCAUCAUCUGGUCCCAAGAUGAACCACUCUCCUCGAACGAGAUCCUAGAAUUUGCUCCUGAUCCUGACAAGCAAAAUCAGAUCAAAUCACUGUGUCGUCUUUGCGCAGGGGAGACACUAAACCCAAUUUAUAUUUACUCAGAAUUCGGAGAGUCCCUACGACUCUUGGACAAAAUUAAUACAUGUCUGAGUAUUAAGGUGAAGAAAACAGACCCGCUGCCAAAACAACUCUGUCCACCAUGUGUAGAAAAAAUAAUUUGGUGCAACGAGUUUGAUGCACAAUGCAUCAGAGCAGAAGAAACUCUGCUCGAAAUUCUGAAGCACAAAAAUUCCUUUGCAAAAAAUGAAACCAAAGGAGAGUUUGAGAGCUCUGAUUCGUGUCCACUGUGUGUCGAAGGACGAAUGCGAGUUUUCGAAGAUCAUAAGGGGAGUCGAAAGGACACAGAACUGUACGAUAGUGACAUAAUUCUGGAAAGCAGCGAUGAAGAACAGAUUCCAAGCGUGUUGAAAGUUGAUGAAAACGAGACGGAAGCUAUUACGUUGUUUUGUUUGGGAACAAAGCAGAAAUAUCUGAAAUGUGGAGCCUGCAUGAAUCUUUACCACACAAAGGAGAACCUGGAUGAACAUAAGUGCAAACCUAAUUUGCAAUGUACAUCGAAACCAUAUAAAUGUAAUGUUUGCUUUGCAACUUUUACGUUCGAGGAACGAUUGCAGUUUCAUCAACGAUUCCACACAGAUGCUAAAGCUUUGUAUUGCGAAGUUUGCAAAAUCACUUUUGGGAAGGAAUUGAAACUGUUCUAUCAUUAUAAGAGGUACCAUUGCAAAGACGGUCGAGUAUCUUGCCUGCAGUGUGGAAAACUGUUUGAAAACCAAGAUGAACUAAAAAAACACAUCUGUCUGGAUGGGAAAACUAGGCCAUAUGUGUGCGAAGUCUGCUCGAAAGGAUUCUGCGAUGGGUACACAUUAAAGCGCCAUGUGGUGACACAUCUUCCAGAGAAACCGUACAAGUGUCCGGAGUGUUCAAAAAGUUUCACGCAGAAGUCGAGGCUGAACAAACACGUGGCUGGCCACAGCGUAAUUUUAGAAUCCAGCCAAGCAAUUUGGAGGUGUGUUCACUGUGGGGAAGCUUUUGGAUCCAGCGAAUCCGCCGACGAGCACUGCAAACUGCACGAAGAGAAGAUUGGCCUGAUCGAAGAGUUGCAAGCUUCGAAACUGUAUCAUUGUGAACUCUGCGACAGCCACUUCGCAGACACGGAUCACCUCAAGAGCCAUCGCCAGUUGCACGUAGUGGAAAAACCUUACUCGUGCAACCACUGUGACUCUUCGUUUAAAUCGUUCGCAGAGGCAGUCCUUCACUGGAAAGAGCAUCCAAGGAUAUUCAGAGUUCUUGUGGUAUUUCUCUGCGAAGUUUGCGACAGAGAUGUCAAAGAAUUAUCCUUACUUUACAAGCAUAAGCAGAAAAGGCAUCAACCAAUGACUAGGAAAACGGAAGAAGGUGAAGAAAAGUUCAUUUGCGAACUCUGUGGAAGCAUCUUUCCAAAUAUUGAGAGUUUCCAAGAACAUGGGAAGUACAGGUGUUCGAAGUUUCCCUGUGAUAUAUGUGGGAGUCUAUUGCCUACUGCAAAUUCUCUUAAUGCACACAAGAGGAGGCACAGUGGACUCAGGCCGUAUGUUUGUAAUAUUUGUGGGAAGAGUUAUACACAAUCGAGUCACAUGUGGACCCACAAGAGGUUCCACAUGGGUGUGAAACCAUACGCAUGCGAGUAUUGCGACCAGAGAUUCACGAUAAAACCUGACCUAGCAGACCACACCAGGAAAAAACACACCAGAGAGCGACCAUUUAAGUGCGAUGUGUGCAACAAGGCUUUUUUGACCGGUUCUGUUUUUUAUCAACACCGACUGAUUCACAGAGGUGAUCGUAGAUAUAAGUGUCAUUAUUGUGAGAAAGCGUUCACCAGAACGGAAGCUCUAAACAAUCAUAUAAAGAUUCACACUGGGGAGAAACCACAUGCCUGCGAUGUUUGUGGAAGGUGUUUCAGACAGAAAGGGGAUAUGCGGAAGCAUAGGCGUACACAACAUACUGUUAAACAAGACGCAAAGCAGAUUUAA